Cyprinus carpio (common carp) is the source of this 3256-nucleotide messenger RNA. RefSeq lists its product as uncharacterized. Lineage: Eukaryota; Metazoa; Chordata; Actinopteri; Cypriniformes; Cyprinidae. The record is from RefSeq and is a predicted model, not a curated record. Bases 970 to 2505 code for a protein of 511 amino acids. The transcript has 2 exons.
UGGGGAGAGAUUUAUUGUGCAAACUAAAUUUGACACUGGUUGCAGACUCUCGGGGUGUCCGUGUGACAGAGAGAGAGCAAGUUUGCUGUCUGCAAGCAGAACCAAAAUGGGCAUAUGAGUGGCACAUCAUAAAUUCUGAUUGGGCUGAAAUGAUGUGUGAACUGACUAAAAAUAGAACUAAACCAUUUCACAGAGAAAUUAUGUUGCCUGACAAAUUGCAUUGCACGUCACAUGUCGUAGUGGAACGAGAUGACCAGUAUGAGAAAGACUGGUUUGAGGGAGAGAAAGGAGAAACUUUGAGUUUUGAAAAAAUGUUUUGGACAGAUAAUAUGUGUGCAGUUUCAGUUUGCCUAACAGAAAAACAGCUUCAGUUUUACUUAAUGGCAGGAGAUUAUGUGCCUCAAUUAUCGCUCUCCAAGGGCAAAGGACGGUGAGAAACAGGCUGAGAAAGGCUAUACAAAUAUAGUUGGGCAAUCAGCAUCAGGGAGGAGGUGCAGCAAAAGAUAGAAGAGGCAGAACUGCAGAUCAUCUUCAACCAGUCUACCUCAUACUUCCUGGGCCAACAACCGCACACAAGGGACACUGCCAGCCAACAAAGAAUGGAGCAAGCAAGACCAUGGCACCCAUUCAGAUUGCAAGGACUGUGUGGCCUGAGAGGUACAACAUUUAUAUUGGCUACACUGACUGUAAUAAUAUGUUCAAUUGCAUCCUACCUGACUACAGAACUAGUAUGGGAGGUAACCAGCAACACUACGGGUGGAAACACCACAUCGAAUCGUACGGAUCGUCAACGAGUGAAGAGAUCGACGCUGACUCUAGUGGUACCAACGCAUGGACUGGACGAAGACAUAAUAACGGCAUCCGUGUAAAUGGAGUGAGGUGAAAGCCUACGAACAUCCUGAGAGCUACGGAACAGAUAGAAGAUUUAAAGUAGCAAAGAGAAGCAAGCGUGGGCACAACAAGGGCGGGAUGUCUGUCGUAAUUGCAAGAGUGAGGGCUUCGGAUCAAGGCAAGUACUACUGUGGUAUAGACAAGACAGGAAGUGAUUGGUAUGAAGCAUUAAGCAUUGUCGUGGGCAAGCCAGCACCACAGCCAGUGAAACAUCUUGUUGAGUCUGCUUUUGAACCAGCUACGAAGGAAGAGGCAGCGUGGAUGGGGAACGAGGAAGCGGCCAGGGGAGGAAUGGAUCCUACAGUGCAGAAAGCCAUGGCAAAGUGCCAGGGAAAUAAGGCGUGCACUUUGGCACUGUUGCAGAAAGAGGAGUUGAAGAUAAACACCAGCUGCUGGCUGUGUCUGCAGAUGUCUCACUCAUGGAGAGCGGCUCCACUGACUGUAGCAACCCUAAAGGAAACCAGAUGCCUAAUACCUCGACAGAUGACAGAAGUGUUGACAGCAGCAGAUGAUAUAGAGAAAGGGAGGAUACCGAAGAGGAAGCCUGGACCUGACUGCAAGGGGACACCGUGGGACAAUAAAUCAGAAGUGAUGAUACCGCCGUUGAGAGUGGUGCACACACAAGGGGAUGUGUGCGUCUGUCAACUGAGACCGAGACUGAAGCUGAAGGCGGGAUGGUCAGACUGCAGGAUCAGGAUCGACAUAAGAAAUGGAACAGCGAACAACUGCACAGCGAACAUUGAUGGAACACUGACCGCAUUCACAUGUCCUUUCAACCGUCCAAGCGACUCUUCACCUGCUGCUGUGUGGGUGUGUGGAGACAGAGCAUACCAUGACCUACCAGAGAAAGGAUGGACAGGGUGUUGUUAUCCAGCAUUGAUGAAUGUAGGGACAUCUGUGUAUUUACCCAGUGAGGAGCAUAAAGGUGAGAGUAGAAAAAAGAGGAGUGUUAAUAUUCUACCAGGGGCUCUACCAGAGAAGUAUAAUGGGUAUAAGUUAUCAGAUCCUUGGACAACACCAGGUGCAAACAUAGGGUGGUCACUUUUCUUGGGGGUAGGAACAGCAGUGAGCAUAAAUAAGAACAAUGGGUUAGCUUGGACAGUAAUGGCCAUAGCUAACAGUACUGAAAAUGCUCUGACAAUGGUUAAUGACGAAAUGAAACAAUUAAGAGAUGCAGUUAUACAAAAUAGAUUAGUUCUGGAUAUGUUAACGUCGGAAUCCGGAGGCAUAUGUAAAAUGUUGGGUACAUCAUGUUGUUUUCAUAUUCCAGACUAUAGCGACAACAUUACCAAUAUCAUCGCCCACAUGAGAAUGGCCGUAAAAGAGCCUGAGCGCGCACAUGAUGUAUGGGGAGAAUGGCUGACUAGCAUGUGGGGAGGAUGGGGAUAUUGGCUGUGCAACACUGUGUUACCAAUUGUGGCGGUAGGAUUUUUGCUGCUAUUAUGUUUACCAUGUAUUUUCCAGUUAAUAUCCAGCUCAGUACAGAGACUGGUGAAACCCAGCGUUUCACAUCAAAUUUCACAUCAAGCUGUUUGCUUGCUUAAAAUAGGGUCUAUCCCCAAACAAAAAGCCUUAGCAUGUUUUCUAACUUCUUUCACAAACUUAAGAGAGUGAUCAUUUAUGCGAAAGUCAGAAAUGAAGAGUAUAAAUGUGAUGUAAUAACUUAAGUUUGCUUUAUUUGAAUUAUGUUUUGUUUUCUUGAGUGUGAAUUUUUAUUUUUGAAUUGUGUUUUGAAUCUGUGAAGUGACUGAGGGUCUGACUCAUGUCAGGAAUGCAAUAACAGUGUUUAUUCGUUUAGCCCGGCUUCCAGAGCACAUAUAAUGUUAAGAGUGUAGUGAAGAUAUAACCAGUAGUGAUGAAUUUUUUCUUUUCUAUGUUUUAUUGAUCAAUGAAUGAUAAAAAGGGGGAAAUUGUGGUGGAAAAAUUCAUCUGCAUGACUUCUGGCUGACCAUAUAUGCUUAUGAAAUAUAGUAUAUGCAUAUGUUUUCUUAGAACUGCUGUGCGGAGACAGCGAAAAAUGAGUUUGGGGCCUAGGAGUAAGAUGUAUGGGUGACAGAAGAUCUAUAGAGCAAUGUUGGGUAUAGAAGGGAGACAACUGGGAGACCCACAGGCGUCUGAGGAUGACCUGGGAGGUCAUCUAGGCCUUAAAUAUGGAAGAACCAAUCUUCGGAAGAAUGAUAUAGUAGUGUGUUUUUGACUUUGUUGCUAUCUAUGGAAAAGUACAGCUGUUCAGAAUUUGUAACCUUGACUGGAGAAAAGGGAUAUAAAGCAGAGGACUGCCCUCCCUUCCUUGUCACACUCUGCAGCGACUUGUGUUUCUGUAUGACUGUCUGACCUUCUUUAUAAAGAAUAAAAGCUUUCUUUC